UCUGCCAGGAUGCUCUCUUUGUCAGGACUAAGGCUCUGCUGCCUUCCUGGGUCCUGCCACAUCCUUCUCACACAGCUCGUGGGUACACAGGGAGAGAAACAGAUCUCCCUUCUCGGGGACAUGGUGCAUAGGACUGCAGUGGGAGAUUUAAGCUGUGGCCUCUCUCACAGAGGCCUGGAUGUGUGUAUCCUGCGUUUGGGGAAUGUAGGACUUUGCUGCUGAUGUCUCACUCCCUGGGAAGAUGGAUAGACCAGGGGUUGGCAGAGUAUUCAAACUCUUUGGUCCUUGGCUGCCCCGGAGAUCAAGAUGGACAGUUCCCCGUGAGGAAGCCCGAGAAGGCAGGAAGGAAACAGAGGAGACCAUCAGAGAGCCCUCCCUGUCCAACUACACAGGGGGACCACACUUUUUUGAAUAUCUCUUUGUGGUUUCUCUCAAAAAAAAUAAUUCGGGGGAUGAUUAUGAGCCCACGAUAACCUACCAGUUCCCAAAGCGAGAGAACUUGCUCCGGGGCCAGCAGGAGGAAGAGGAACGAUUACAUGGUGCCAUUCCCUUGUUCUGUUUCCCUGAUGGCAAUGAAUGGGCACCCCUCACUGAAUACCCCAGGGAAACAUUUUCUUUCGUUCUGACCAACAUGGAUGGGACCAGGAAGAUUGGCUACUGCAGGCGACUCUUGCCCGCCGGCCCCGGCCCCCGGCUCCCAAGAGUGUACUGUAUCAUCAGCUGCAUCGGCUGCUUCGGCUUGUUUUCCAAGAUCCUGGAUGAAGUAGAAAAGCGGCAUCAGAUCUCCAUGGCUGUCAUCUAUCCAUUCAUGCAGGGUCUUCGGGAGUCUGCCUUCCCUGCCCCUGGGAAGACAGUCACCCUCAAGAGCUUCAUCCCUGACUCUGGGACCGAGUUCAUUUCCCUGACGCGACCGCUGGAUUCCCGCUUGGAGCAUGUGGAUCUCCGCUCCCUUUUGCGAUGCCUGAGUCACGAGCAGAUCCUACAAAUCUUUGCCUCCACAGUCCUAGAGAGAAGAAUCAUCUUCCUGGCUGAGGACCUCAGCACCCUGUCCCAGUGUAUCCAUGCUGCUGCCGCGCUGCUCUACCCCUUCAGCUGGGCCCACACCUACAUCCCUGUGGUCCCCGAGAGGCUUCUGGACACAGUCUGCUCUCCGACUCCCUUCAUGGUUGGAGUUCAAAAGCGGUUUAUUCAGGAUGUUCUGGACAGCCCUAUGGAAGAGGUUCUGCUGGUGGAUCUGUGUGAAGGAAGCUUCUUAAAAUCAGUUGGAGAUGAAGGGGAUGUCUUACCCCCUAAGCUGCAGAAUGCCAUUUUAUCUUCUCUUGCCCAAGGGAAUAAUGACCUGCAGACUUUGGAGCAGGUCAAUGAGCAUGUCUCAGGUCCCUUCGUGCAGUUCUUCAUCAGGACUGUGGGCCAUUAUGCCUCCUACAUCAAGUGGGGGCCAGAUGGGCAAGGCAGCUUCCAGGAGAGAUCCUUCUGUAAGGCCCUGCCCUCCAAAACAAGCCGCCGGUUUGUGAAGAAAUUUGUAAAGACGCAGCUGUUCUCCCUUUUCAUCCAGGAAGCAGAGAAGAGCAGGACCCCCCAUGCAGGGUACUUCCGACAGAAAAUCACUGAAUAUGAGGAACAGAAGAAACAGAAGAAACCAAAGGAACAGACUGUGAAGUAAGGGAUGUGGGAGGCAGGAACAACUCAGCCUGCAGCCCAGCUUUGUCUGGAGCAGACUUGGACUCUGUCCUGAGCUAGAACUGGUUUGGUCUUGGGACCCUGGCACCUCCAGGUUCAAGGGUGGGUUACCUUUGGCAGCCGAACCCUGUUUCAAGCCGGUACUUGGAGCAAGUACCUCCGGAUUUUCACAGGGGCCAGCUUUUUCCUUCCCAAGAAAAGAUCCCAGGGCUCUAACCCCUUAUUUUCUGGAAGGGGGUGCCAAGCCAGGCAGCGAUUAGGUAAUAGCUGCUGUGACUCCCCUGAGCAUUCUUUUUCCUAGAAAUUCUGAACCUGGUGCUUUGCUCCUUCCUUUGGGACUACUGUUCUCAGUAUCUAGUAUAAGAAGCAGAGAACAGCUCUCACCCAGAGGUCCAAAUUCUUAACAAACCAAGCCUGUGAGAAUGUGAAUAAAGGUGAAAAAUGUUCAUGUUA
Molecule: messenger RNA, 2133 nt
Organism: Vombatus ursinus (common wombat)
Lineage: Eukaryota; Metazoa; Chordata; Mammalia; Diprotodontia; Vombatidae
Gene: DENND2D
Product: DENN domain containing 2D
Exons: 12
Coding region: 242-1663 (473 amino acids)
Cellular component (GO): nucleoplasm; cytosol
Source: RefSeq, a predicted model, not a curated record